This is a messenger RNA of Daucus carota subsp. sativus, 1248 nucleotides long. RefSeq lists its product as uncharacterized. The record is from RefSeq and is a predicted model, not a curated record. NCBI's taxonomy places the organism in Eukaryota, Viridiplantae, Streptophyta, Magnoliopsida, Apiales, Apiaceae. Bases 4 to 570 code for a protein of 188 amino acids. The transcript has 2 exons. Gene Ontology annotation, molecular function: nucleic acid binding; zinc ion binding.
CGUAUGUUUGAGGGACAGGCUCGUCAGGAGAGGUUUGAUACUUUCAAAUCUUUGAAUGCUUGUAAGCAGGGUGAACGUGAUCCGGUAGGACCGCAUGUUCUGAAGAUGAUAGGGUAUAUUGAUUAUCUUGAAAAAUUGGGUGCCCCGAUUGGUCCGGAGCACCAAAUUGAUCUGAUCUUGCAAUCUCUAAACAAUAACUAUUCUCAGUUUGUAAUGAAUUACAAUAUGAAUGAGAUAAACAAGAACCCCGCCGAAUUGUUGGCAAUGUUGAAAACUGCUGAAACCAACAUUCAGAAGGUGUCCCCUACUCCCAUAUUGAUGGUGAAUAAGGGGAAGGCCAAAGGAAAGGGUAAAUGGAAAGGCAAGAAGAAGAUGGGAUCUAAUUCUAAUGCCAAUCCGAAACCUGGUCCGACUAAGGCCUUGAAACCGAAAGGUGGUGUUCAGAAGGAUGGUGAUUGUCACUAUUGCAAGAAACCAGGUCAUUGGAAGAGGAACUGUCAUGCUUAUUUGGAGGAUCUGAAGAAGAAGAAGGCUGCUGCCGCUUCUGAUUCAGGAACUACAGGGAAGUAGGCCAUUGGCAAAGGGAGAAGUCGACCUACGAGUUGGCAAUGGAGCAAAAGUUGCUGCUAUAGCUGUAGGGACUUAUCAUUUAUCGUUGCCCACUGGGCUUAUUUUAGAACUUGAGAAUUGUUUUUACGUGCCUGCAAUUUGCAGAAACAUUAUUUCAGUUUCUUGUUUGGACAAGAUAGGUUUUGCUUUUUCAAUUCAGAACAAUAGUUGUUCCUUUUCUUUGAAUAAUGUUACCUAUGGGGUUGCACGUUUAUUUAACGGUUUAUAUGUUCUUGACUUGGAUACUCCCAUCUAUAAUGUGAAUAAUAAACGACUUAAAACUGAUGACUCAAAUAAAACAUACCUCUGGCACUGUCGUUUAGGCCAUAUAAAUGAGAAGCGCAUUUCCAAGUUACAUAAGGAUGGAUACUUGGAUAAGUUUGAUUUUGAAUCAUACGAAGCAUGCGAACCAUGUCUCAUUGGAAAAAUGACUAAAGCACCUUUCACAGGACAAGGUGAGAGGGCCACUGAGAGAUUGGAACUAAUACAUAGUGAUGUAUGUGGUCCAAUGCGAACUAUGGCAAGAGGUGGCUUUUACUACUUCAUAACAUUUACUGAUGAUUUCAGUAGAUAUGGAUAUGUGUAUCUUAUGAAGAAUAAAUCCGAUUCUUUUGAAAAGUUCAAAGAGUACAAAGCUGA